UGGUGCUAUUGGAGUCAGCAACAAAGAGAGUUAGUGUUGAACCAGACUGGAGAGCUUUUCAGCAGAGGCUGUCCUCCAGCACACAGACUGUGGAGUUCAACUAUGUCUUUACCCAGGACUGUUUUAAAUAACUCUGUCAUCAUUCAUCCUCCAGGCUUCUAUAUCAUCGGAUUUGAGACGUUUCCCUCCAUCAGUGUCUACUUCAUCUUUCUAGCAUUUGUUUAUGUGGUUACAGUGCUGUUCAAUAGUUUGGUGAUCUAUGUUAUUGCCUUUAAUCAUUGUUUACACACUCCAAAAUUUUUGGCUGUGGGCAACCUUGCUGUAAUUGAUUUAUUCCUUAACUCAUGCACUAUUCCCAGCAUGAUAAAGAUAUUUCUCGUUAAGGAUAACUUCAUUCCAUUCAACUUAUGUUUGGUACAGAUGUUUGUCUACUAUGCUUUUGGGACUUUGGAGUCAUACGCACUUGCUAUUCUUGCUUAUGACCGGUUGAUCGCAAUAUGUUUCCCUUUGCGUCAUAACUCAAUCAACACAAUGCGGAGCAUGUCCUGUGUUAUCAGCGUGAGUUGGUGUUUUGCUCUGGGAAUUAUUGCAUUUUCAACAGGUAUAAUGACUCAACUGUCUUUUUGCAAUUCUGUCAGAGUGUUCAGCUAUUUCUGUGACUAUGCUCCUGUUUUUAGACUCGCCUGUAAUGAUUACACAAUGCAGUGGUCUGUGGCCUCUUUGCUUACUUUCUUGCUCCUCGUGGGACCCUUUACCUUUAUUCUCCUCUCUUAUGUGAGCAUCCUGGUGACUGUGUUCAGGAUGAAAUCAUUGGACAGUCGGGUGAAAGCUCUGGCCACUUGUGUGGAGCAUCUCAUCCUUGUAGCCGUAUUUUACAUUCCUCUCAUCACCAUUUUUACUGUCGGGUUUUAUCUGCGUCUUAUUGACCCAGACCAGCGUGUGCUGAGUCUGUCUCUGGCCUCUUGCCUCCCACCCUGCAUCAAUCCUAUCGUAUAUUCUUUGAAAACCAAAGAAAUCAAAAUCAGAGCCCUAGCACUGGUAAGAAAACCUAAAAUUGAUACACAACAAAUAGGCCAAUCAAAAAGGGUUAAAAAAACCCAUAAAUAAUUUAGGACCAAUAUGUUUGUGCAGUGAGUAAAGAGUCUGAACUGUGUGUUAACUAAAACAUUGGAGAACUGAUAAAAUGACCAAUGAAUGAAACAAUUAUUUACUUUAGGAAAGGAAAAGCCUGGUAAAAAAAAAAUUAAACUGGCACACAGCACUGACGUUUCAAACUUGAUCAAUUUAUUUUCUGCCUUUCUAUGGUUUUGUUAAAUCCAAUAUUUCUGAAUACAAUGGCCUAAGAUAUAAAUCAAUUGUUACUUUACAGCUUGUUUUUGCCUUUUAAAGAUUUCAGGGUGAAGUUUAAACAGUAAAGGUUUAUUUGUUAUGCUUUAUUGUGGCAUGUUUAUUAACAAAUCAAUGGGAACAAACAAUGCAAAAUACUUAAAGUUAUCGCACUGCAAUGUUUAUUCACUUUCUACAAUUUGUUUAAAUGUAAUGUGAUGUGUAAAUUAUUCAAGUUUUAUAGUGUGCCAUGCCUCAUGAAAGUGUUAAGUUAUACUGUAUUCAUAUACAUCUAAUGCAGGGACAUAAUUAUGGAACAACAAUCUCUGUACAAAUCUCUUCAUGCAACCAGUCUUUGCAAUUUGAUUAUUCCUGGGAACUAACUGUUAAAGCAGAUGUUACACUGAAAAAGCAAUUAGUGUUGUCUCUGAUUUAUGCAACACUUUGGAUGAUGUUAAUUCAAUCACAGGGCUCUGAGCAGGUAAGAUUUUCUGACUUACGAAAAGCUGGUUGAAUGUCUUGGCCAAACUCAGGAAUUAAACGCCCUUUUGAAAAAAGUAAAUUAUUCAAUUACAUAGCCGAGGUUGCAGACAGUUUCACAUCUUUUUUUUUUUUAAAUCAGACUUACAUUUAUAAUGAACACCCUAAAACUGAUCAUUCUGUGGUCUAAGCACACACACUGGGAAAAUACACUCCUCUGGUCCUUGUGCCCCCACUGCAGAUUGCGUGAGCAGCCAAACAUUACUGUAGAUUUGUGCUCUUGUGCAGCAGUACAGCUGUGUCCCCUGGUUUGUCCAUUCUAUGUGACAUGUUUCCAAUUAUUUUGUGUACUUUGAAAAUGUCAGGUGUGGAAAAAAUAUAAUAAAACUUGUGAUAUGUAACUUUCAUGCAACCCUUCUUUUUAAAUUCAUCAUUUCCAAAUUUAAAUACAUCUGAAUUGCUUAAAAGUGUGAAGAAAAGGUCUGUUAUUUUUACAUGUUACAUGUAUUUACUUUUGUUAGACAAAUAAAAAUCUGAAAAUGAUGGCCUAUUCAACCAUAA
Molecule: messenger RNA, 2367 nt
Organism: Dicentrarchus labrax (European seabass)
Lineage: Eukaryota; Metazoa; Chordata; Actinopteri; Moronidae
Product: olfactory receptor 24-like
Exons: 2
Coding region: 103-1107 (334 amino acids)
Biological process (GO): G protein-coupled receptor signaling pathway
Cellular component (GO): membrane
Molecular function (GO): G protein-coupled receptor activity; olfactory receptor activity
Source: RefSeq, a predicted model, not a curated record